AUGGAUGGAGCAUCCGAUCACGAAGGUUAUCGUACUGAAUGUCAGAUAUCUGUGCGCAGAGGAAGACCAAGGUUUAAAAUAAGCAAAGAGCAACUUGACUUUUUUGUUGAAAAUGGAUUUGCAGUGCCUAACAUUGCUUGUCUGCUCAAUCUCAGUUGCAGUACAGUAGAAAUAAGGAUGAGAGAAUUUAGCAUUUGUGUGAGAAAUAAAUAUUCCAAUGUAUCCAAUGAAGGACUCGACAACAUUGUCCUCGACGUUAAAAGAAAUUUUCCAAACACAGUAUACAAACGAAUGAAUGGUUUCUUGUCUCAACGUGGGUAUACGGUUCAGCGAAGAGUUGACCCAGAGGGAGUAUUGUUGCGGGGAUUGGAAAUGAGAGUUAUAAAUCGUCGACAUUAUCGUGUUGCUCAGUUGCUGGUCCUCAAUGUUUAUGGCACAUCGAUGGAAAUUACAAAUUGA
Messenger RNA from Paramuricea clavata, 459 nucleotides. The record is from the annotation of a GenBank genome assembly. Lineage: Eukaryota; Metazoa; Cnidaria; Anthozoa; Malacalcyonacea; Plexauridae.